This is a messenger RNA of Drosophila busckii, 876 nucleotides long. RefSeq names its product leucine-rich repeat-containing protein 40. The record is from RefSeq and is a predicted model, not a curated record. The coding region runs from base 80 to 811 and encodes 243 amino acids. Lineage: Eukaryota; Metazoa; Arthropoda; Insecta; Diptera; Drosophilidae. The transcript has a single exon. Gene Ontology annotation, molecular function: protein binding.
CACAUUAUUUUGUUUGCACAUCUCUAUCGUAUUCUGUAUUUUAUUUAUAUAUACUAAAUUAUUUUAUAUUACUGACAAAAUGGUUGGCGACGGUUUGAACAGUCCACGCGUGCAGGGCGGCAAGGAGAACACUCCAGGGGGCGAGGAGGAUGCCGCCUAUGGCAAACCCUUUCCGGAUAAAUAUUCCAUGCGUAAUACGCGCAGUCUAACGGUACACAACGCUGCACUGACUCAGGUGCCCAUCGAGGUGUUCGAGGUGGCCUGCAAUGAGUUUGUCAACAUUGUGGACUUGACCAAUAAUAUGCUUACCCAGCUGCCCGAAGGACUCAAGCUGCUGCAUGAGCUGCUAACCGAACUGACGCUCUCAAGGAAUCAACUGAGCUUUGUGCCCUCGUACAUAUCGCAGUUCUCGCGUUUGCAGGCUUUGAAUUUGUCCUGCAAUUUGCUUAGCGAACUGCCCAUGGAGCUCGCUGGACUGCAAAAUCUGUGUGAACUAAAUAUAUCGCACAAUCGCUUGAAACGGCUGCCCAGCUGCAUUUAUGAGCUGAUCAAUCUGGAAUCACUCAUAGCCAAUGAUAAUAAAAUCAAAACGCUCGAUGUUAGUGACAAUGGCUUGGGCGCGUUGCCGCGCUUAAUGGUCCUGAACUUGGCCAACAACGAUAUACAGCUGGUGCCGCCGCAGUUGGGCAAUCUGAUGACCAUUAGCAAGCUCAAGCUAACGGGCAAUCCGUUUCGUCAGCCCCGUCAUCAAAUUAUAGAAAUGGGCACUGCCGAAAUUAUGAAAUACUUGCGUGGACGCAUUCCGCUUUAAGUGUUUAUUAAGUAUUAGUUUAUAUCGUUUGGUUUAUACGUUCGCAUUAAAAAUAACAAAAUUCA